AAAAAACAAAUACCAAUAUAUUAUUAUUAUUAACCAUUAACAAUACUCAACACUACUACUACUAUUACAAGAAUGAAAAGUUGUGAAAAUUAUUCCUUAACAUUGAAUCACCAACAAAAAUCCAAGCCAUCAGAACCUCAAUUAAGUCAAACCAUUAGAUCACCACCACCUCCACAUCCACCUCCAAAUAGAAUAAUUGAAAAGGUAGAUUAUGUAAAAUUCUCAGUUGUUACAUUCGGUCGUGUGGGUCAACAACAACAGAAGAAGUCUAAUUCAAAUAUUAAUAAUACUAGUAGUAUUGGUGGUAUUAACAAAGCAGCACCAAAGGUUCGUGGGCGACCAAAGAGGAAAAUAUUACAAGUUGGAGCCAUUCAAAUGACCAUUGAUUCAACAGAGCCUAUUACUACUUGCUCAUCUUUAGCUAAUAAUCAUAAUGAUGAUGCUUAUAUUAGAGUGAGAAGACCUUCGGAGCACAAAAGUACAUGUACCAGUGAAGAUAAUAUUAUUAUUCAACCAUUAUCAUCACCAUUAUUCAAUAAUAUUAUUCCUAGGAAGACCACCACUAUAACAACGACCAAUAUUGCUACAACAACAAGUGAACGUAAGCAUAGAACUGCAAUAACCUUCCAAGAAUUAUUAAAUUAA
This is a messenger RNA of Naegleria gruberi, 645 nucleotides long. RefSeq lists its product as uncharacterized. Lineage: Eukaryota; Heterolobosea; Eutetramitea; Acrasida; Naegleriidae. The coding region runs from base 73 to 645 and encodes 190 amino acids. The record is from RefSeq and is a predicted model, not a curated record. The transcript has a single exon.